GCGCAAAGGGGCCGUAUCCAACAGACAUGGGGGAGAAUGAUCCAGAAGAAGAGCUGAGACUGAUCCUGAUUGGAAAGACGGGAUCUGGGAAGAGCUCCUCAGGGAACACCAUCCUGGGCGGAAAAUACUUCCUGUCCAGGUGCGGAUCAGACUCUGUUACCGAGGUCUGCCAGCUGGGGACCUCUGACUACCCUGUGGAGGUGGAGGCGGGGAGGAGGAGGAGCAGGAGGAGGAGGAGGGUGGUGGUGGUGGACAUGCCAGGUUUUGGAGACACACGACUGACCAAGGAGCAGAUCAUCAUGGAGAGCAGUCGAUGCGUGGCCCUGACGGCCCCCGGCCCCCACGCCUUCCUCUUGGUGGUCCAGGUGGGACGCUACACAGAGGAGGAGAACAUGGCCGUCACUAUGAUGGCUGCUGUAUUUGGAGAAGCGGCGGUUCGCGACCACACGGUGGUGCUGUUCACCCGGGGAGAUGACCUGGAGGAGCCGAUAGAGCAGUACCUGGCCAGCGCAUCUGUGAGCCUCAAGGCUUUGAUUGACAGGUGUGGAGGCAGGUACCACGUUCUCAACAACCGGGCGCCCAGCGAUGUGCAGCAAGUUCACGAGCUACUAGGAAAGGUGGAGCAGGUUGUGGAGGACAACGGUGGAGGGUGUUACACCAACGCCAUGUACCAGGAGGUAGAGGCAGCAAUCAGGGAGGAGAAGGACAGGGUAAGGAGGGAGGAGAAGGAAAGGGUUAGGAGGAAGAAGUACCGGUUAAAGAAGAAGGAGGACCCGGUAAGGAGGGAGGAUAGGGCUAGGAGCGAGAGGGCAUCAGUCCAAUCCUCCAGCAGUGGAGUACCGCUCUCCCCCAGGCUGAUGCAGACAGUGAGAAAUGUGGUGGCGUCGGUGCUCACCGGCCUGGUGGUGGGGACUUUGUGUGGGGCUGCUGCCUCCCUAGCUGCGACAGCAAUACCAGCCUUGAUGGGGGGCACAUUAGUCUGCAAUACAGUUACUAUGGUCGCGGGUGGGUUAGCGGGGGGCUGUAUGGGUUUAGUGAAUGGGCUAGAAGCUGACAGUCCUUUGGAAGGAGCUCAGCAAACCCUGCGCCAGGUGGGCAUCGGGGGGGCCGUGGUUGUGGGGGUGGCAUUGGUAGCGGGUGGGGCGGGGCUGCUGCUGCAGUUGGGGGUGCUGCUCUUGCUGUCGGGGGGGCUGCUGCUGCAGUUGGUGGUGCUGCUCUUGCUGUCGGGGGGGCUGCUGCUGCAGUUGGGGGUGCUGCUCUUGCUGUCGUGGGGUUUGCUGCUGCUGCAGUUGGGGGUGCUGCUCUUGCUGUCGUGGGGUUUGCUGCUGCUGCAGUUGGGGGUGCUGCUCUUGCUAUCGGGGUGGCGAAGCCAGGUGCCCCUUUCUCCCAGCGUGCUGCGGAGAGUGAAGGUGGUGGUGGCGGCGGUGGUCACUGGCCUGGUGGUAGGGGCUCUGUGUGGUGCGGCUGUCCCACUAGCAGCAGCAGCAGGGGCAGCCGUGGUGGGGAACGCAGCAGGUUUGGGUGUAGCUCAUCUGGCUGGGGCGACGGUAGGGUGGGUGGAGGCUAUCGGCGCUGUUGUAGCAACGGCCUCGGGACAGACGGCCGCGGGGGCCGCUAUCGGAGGGCUUGUGGGGGGCUCUGUGGCCGCUGCGGCUGGGCUAGAAGCUGCCAGUCCUGGGGAAGGAGUUCAGUUAGCCCUGGGCCAGGUGGGCCUCCUGGGGGUAUCAGCUGUGGGGGUGGCUGCAGGGGUGGGGGGCGUCCUGGGAGCUGGGGCCGCCCUAGGGGCCACAGCCCUGCCUGGAGCCCAUGCUGCCGCUGCAGGGGCCGUAGUUAGAGCCGGGACCAGCGGGGCGGUGUGUGCUGCUUCAGGCCCCAGCUUGGUGUCUGCCUCCUGGGGAGGAGCGGGGGCCCGCGUCCUGGCUGCAGUAGCAGAGGUGGGCCAGGCGGCGGUGGGACUGGUGCUGGCUGGAGGUCUUGUGGUAAAGGUGUUCAAAGAAAAGAACAGCACCAGGCACUCUGGCAGAGUACUCAACAACAUCCUCACUGAAACAAACCUGGUCAUCAUCAACAAACCCACCCCCCACCACAGCUCCUCCUCCACUGACAUCCUGGCCCUCAUGCUCUCAGGAGCAGAGGGGCCGUGGCCAACAGACAUGGGGGAGAAUGAUCCAGAAGAAGAGCUGAGACUGAUCCUGAUUGGAAAGACGGGAUCCGGGAAGAGCUCCUCAGGGAACACCAUCCUGGGCCGGAGUCACUUCCUGUCCAGGUGUAGCGCCGGCUCUGUUACCAAGGUCUGCCAGCUGGGGACCUCUGACUACCCUGUGGAGGAGGAGGCGGGGAGGAGGAGGAGGAGGAGGAGGAGGAGGAGGAGGAGGAGGAGGAAGAGGGUGGUGGUGGUGGACAUGCCAGGUUUUGGAGACACACACCUGACCCAGGAGCAGAUCAUCACAGAGAUCAGUCGAUGCGUGGCCCUGACGGCCCCCGGCCCCCACGCCUUCCUCUUGGUGGUCCAGGUGGGACGCUUCACAGAGGAGGAGAACAGAGCCGUCACUAUGAUGGCUGAGGUAUUUGGUGAAGUGGCGGUCCGCAACCACACGGUGGUGCUGUUCACCAGGGGAGAUGACCUGGAGGAGCCGAUAGAGCAGUACCUGGCCAGCGCACCUGUGAGCCUCAAGGAUUUGAUUGACAGGUGUGGAGGCAGGUACCACGUUCUCAACAACCGGGCGCCCAGCGAUGUGCAGCAAGUUCACGAGCUGCUGGGAAAGGUGGAGCAGGUUGUGGAGGACAACGGUGGAGGGUGUUACACCAACGCCAUGUACCGGGAGGCGGAGGCAGCAAUCAGGGAGGAGGAGGAUAGAGUAAGGAGGGAGGAGGAGGAAAGGGUUAGGAAGUACCGGUUAAAGAAGGAGGAGGACUCGGUAAGGAGGGAGGAUAGGGCUAGGAGCGAGAGGGCAUCAGCCAAAUCCUCCAGCAUUGGGGUGCUGCUCUCCCCCAGGCUGAUGGAGAAAGUGAAAAAUGUGGUGGCGUCGAUGCUCACUGGCCUGGUGGUGGGGGUUUUCUUGUGUAAUGUUCCACCCACAGGAGCAGAGGGGCCGUGGCCAACAGACAUGGGGGAGAAUGAUCCAGAAGAAGAGCUGAGACUGAUCCUGAUUGGAAAGACGGGAUCUGGGAAGAGCUCCUCAGGGAACACCAUCCUGGGCCGGAGUCACUUCCUGUCUGGGUGUAGUGCAGGCUCUGUUACCAAGGUCUGCCAGCUGGGGACCUCUGACUACCCUGUGGAGGUGGAGGCGGGGAGGAGGAGCAGGAGGAAGAGGGUGGUGGUGGUGGACUUGCCAGGUUUUGGAAACACACACCUGACCCAGGAGCUGAUCAUCACAAAGAUCAGUCGAUGCGUGGCCCUGACAGCCCCCGGCCCCCACGCCUUCCUCUUGGGGGUCCCGCUGGGACGCUACACAGAGGAGGAGAACAUGGCCGUCACUAUGAUGGCUGAGGUAUUUGGUGAAGCGGCGGUCCGCAACCACACGGUGGUGCUGUUCACCCGGGGAGAUGACCUGGCGGAGCCGAUAGAGCAGUACCUGGCCAGCGCACCUGUGAGCCUCAAGGCUUUGAUUGACAGGUGUGGAGGCAGGUACCACGUUCUCAACAACCAGGCGCCCAGCGAUGUGCAGCAAGUUCACGAGCUACUAGGAAAGGUGGAGCAGGUUGUGGAGGUCAACGGUGGAGGGUGUUACACCAACGCCAUGUACCGGGAGGUAGAGGCAGCAUUCAAGGAGGAGAAGGAUGGAGUAAGGCGGGAGGAGGUGGAAAGGUUUUGGAGGAUGAAGUACCGGUUAAAGAAGAAGGAGGACUCGGUAAGGAGGGAGGAUAGGGCUAGGAGGGAGAGGGCGUCAGCCAAAUCCUCCAGCAGCGGGGUGCUGCUCUCCCCCAGGCUGAUGCAGACAGUGAGAAAUGUGGUGGCGUCGAUGCUCACCGGCCUGGUGGUGGGGACUUUGUGUGGGGCUGCUGCCUCCCUAGCAGCGACACCAGUAAAAGUGUGUAAAAAGGCCACAUUUGUCUGCAGUAAACCUUCUAAGGCUGCGGGUGGGUUAGCGGGGGGCUGUAUGGGUUUAGUGAAUGGGCUAGAAGCUGACAGUCCUUUGGAAGGAGCUCAGCAAACCCUGCGCCAGGUGGGCAACGUGGGGACCGGGGUUGUGGGGUCGGCAUUGUGGACAGCCUGUGUAAUGUUCCACCCAGCAGGAGCAGAGGGGCCGUGGCCAACAGACAUGGGGGAGAAUGAUCCAGAAGAAGAGCUGAGACUGAUCCUGAUUGGAAAGACGGGAUCUGGGAAGAGCUCCUCAGGGAACACCAUCCUGGGCCGACAACACUUCCUGUCCGGGUGUAGUGCAGGCUCUGAUACCAAGGUCUGCCAGCUGGGGACCUCUGACUACCCUGUGGAGGUGGAGGCGGGGAGGAGGGUGGGACGCUUCACAGAGGAGGAGAACACGGCCGUCACUAUGAUGGCUGCUGUAUUUGGAGCAGAGGGGCCGUAUCCAACAGACAUGGGGGAGAAUGAUCCAGAAGAAGAGCUGAGACUGAUCCUGAUUGGAAAGACAGGAUCUGGGAAGAGCUCCUCAGGGAACACCAUCCUGGGUCGACAACACUUCCUGUCCGGGUGUAGUGCAGGCUCCGUUACCAAGGUCUGCCAGCUGGGGACCUCUGACUACCCUGUGGAGGAGGAGGCGGGGAGGGGGAGCAGGAGGAAGAAGGUGGUGGUGUUGGACUUACCAGGUUUUGGAGACACACACCUGACCCAGGAGCAGAUCAUCACAGAGAUCAGUCGAUGCGUGGCCCUGACGUCCCCCGGCCCCCACGCCUUCCUCUUGGUGGUCCAGGUGGGACGCUUCACAGAGGAGGAGAACAUGGCCGUCACUAUGAUGGCUGAGGUAUUUGGAGAAGUGGCGGUCCGCAACCACACAGUGGUGCUGUUCACCAGGGGAGAUGAGCUGGCGGAGCCGAUAGAGCAGUACCUGGCCAGCGCACCUGUGAGCCUCAAGGCUUUGAUUGACAGGUGUGGCGGCAGGUACCACGUUCUCAACAACGAGGCGCCCAGCGAUGUGCAACAAGUUCACGAGCUGCUGGGAAAGGUGGAGCAGGUUGUGGAGGACAACGGUGGAGGGUGUUACACCAACGCCAUGUACCUGGAGGUAGAGGCAGCAAUCAGGGAGGAGGAGGACAGGAUAAUGAGGGAGGAGGAGGAGGAAGACAGGGUAAGGAGAGAGGAGGAGGACAGGUUGAGGAGGGAGGAGGAGGAUAGGUUAAGUAGGGAGGAGGUUGAUCGUUUAAGGAGGGCAGAGGAGGACAUGUUAAGUUUGGAGGAGGUUGAAAGAUUGAGUAGGGAAGAAGUCGAUUGGUUGAGGAGAGAGGAGGAGGACAGGUUGAGGAGAGAGGAGGAGGACCGGUUAAGUAGGGAGGAGGUUGACCGUUUAAGGAGGGCGGAGGAGGACAGGUUAAGUUUGGAGGAGGUUGAAAGAUUGAGGAGGGAGGAAGUCGAUUGGUUGAGGAGGGAGGAGGAGGACAGAUUAGGUAAUGAGGAGGUUGACAAGAAAAUGAUGGAUGAAGGUGACAGGUCAAGUUGGGAGGAGGUUGACAGGUUGAGGCGGGAGGAGGUCAUUUGGUUGAGAGAGGAAGAGGACAGGUUCAGGAGGGCGGAAGCGGACAGGUUCAGUAGGGAGAGGGCCCCAGCAGAGAGAGGUUUCAAUAGAAGACCACAGGCUGCACAUUCCUCCAGCAGGGGGCGGCGCAGCCAGGUGUUGCUCUCCCCCAGCCUGAUGCAGACUGUGAGGAAGGUGGUGGCGGCGGGGCUCACGGGCCUGGCGGUGGGGGCUUUGUGUGGGGCCGCCGUCCCCGUUGCAGUGACUGCAGGAGCAUACUUGAUGGGCAGCACAUUAGCCUGCACUACGGCUUCUGUGGUCGUGGGGGGUGCAGUCGGAGGGUUUGUAGGGGGCGGUAUUGGUGCCGGGAAUGGGCUAGAAGCUGCAAGUCCUUUGGGAGGAGCUCAGCAAACCCUUCGUCAGGUUGGCACCCUUGGGGUCACGGUUGUGGGGUUGGCUGCACGGGUGGGAGCUGUAGGGGGUGUGGCUGCGAGGGCAGGAGCUGCAGGGGGUGUGAGAGCUGCAGGGGGUGUGGUUGCAAGGUCUGUAGGGGCUGGAGCUGAUGCCGGGGCUGCCCCCUUAGGGACUGAUUUAAUUAAUGCAGCUGCGACUGUAGGAGGUGCUUUGGCAAAUGCCACACAAGCUGUUCUCACCUCCUUUAGCCGUUGACCGGCAGACAGGGUUCGAGUUAGGAUUCCAUCUCUAUGGGGGUCUCUUAAAGUUGUUGAUGGGACGGACGGACGGGGGAGAGAGGGGGUGAGAGACCGUAAAUAUGGGCUAUUAUGACACGGCUCUUCUCAAUGCCGCGGAACUCUCCGUUCACUUGCAUGUGCCCUCCACAACAACGCCAGCAACGUCUUCGGUUGCUAAGCGACGUCAACGUCUUUGGCUAACUAUUUGUCCGCUGAUCAACACUACGAAUGGUAGUGUUAUCGAAAAUAAGCCCCUUAAGGUCGAAGAAACCUCAGUUUCGCGUCGGUGUCGGGUUCGCACUGUCUGGGCUUAUUUUCCCGAUAAUCACCGGCGUUCUAUUAUCUCUUACUUAACGUCAAUAUUACUCUGUAUAUGGAAGGAGAAAUAGCUUUAUUUAUAAUUACAAUAUUAUGCUGCUGUAUUUUCAUUGACUCCCACAGAUAUUUGAGUUUGCUGCUUUCAUCAGCUCCCACUGGCUCCCAACUAACUCGAACCCUGCCGGCAGACCUUAAAGUAAAUCAUACCAUUGCGGAACGGAAAUCCCGAUUUUUCCGUACACUAAUCUGCAGCAAUCAAACUAUACACACCGAUGUGGUGCAGCUCGACUAGCUAUAUUUUUUCAAUGCAUAAUAAGUGUCUGGUCACGUCUGUGGCAAAGCAAAAUGGAGCACUGUCACUUCACGGUGACCGCCUCACCUAUAACUUGACUUUUAAGGUAUAUCAGGGCCUCGAGGCCAUCAACAUAUUUUUAAUUGUGUCGUAUAUUUGGGCCCUCUGGCUGGGUGAAAUGCGGGGGCAGAACUGCAGCAGGCUCUCAUGCCCUCUUGUAAGGGAAGCAGACAGCCGACUAAGGGUUAAGGGGUACGGGUGGGCCUGGAGGGGCGGCUGGACACCUUGUCUCUCACCUGUUGCUUUACUUAUCUUAAUCUGAUACCAGUUUUUUUUUCACUUUUCACUUGGAGAUGUGCCUGAUAAUUUUCUUAAGUAGAUUUUUCUGUUGGUCCUUUGAUCCUGACCAACAUCCACCUUUAUAGUGUGUUCAGCCUAUGAUCAUGAUUACAGAAAGCAACUCUGUGUUGCUGUGUUUUAAUCCCACAGGGAGAGUAUCAAAUAUCAUACAAUACAUCAGUUUUCAUAUAUCAUAUCAUAUCAAAUAUCCAAUAUCGUAUAAUUGUGUGUAUUUACGAACAAACAUAUGGAAUAAAAUGUGAUAAUCUAAUAAAAAUAUUUAAUCGUG
This is a messenger RNA of Gadus morhua (Atlantic cod), 7560 nucleotides long. RefSeq lists its product as uncharacterized. The record is from RefSeq and is a predicted model, not a curated record. NCBI's taxonomy places the organism in Eukaryota, Metazoa, Chordata, Actinopteri, Gadiformes, Gadidae. The transcript is spliced from 9 exons. Bases 27 to 6299 code for a protein of 2090 amino acids. Gene Ontology annotation, molecular function: ATP hydrolysis activity; GTP binding.